This is a messenger RNA of Linum trigynum, 603 nucleotides long. The record is from the annotation of a GenBank genome assembly. Lineage: Eukaryota; Viridiplantae; Streptophyta; Magnoliopsida; Malpighiales; Linaceae.
CAGAAGUGAAACUAAGGUAAGCAGUAAAAAACAAAAAGAAGCGAAAAGGAAACGAAAAGGAAACAACAACAGCAACAAAGGCAACAGAGAAGUGACUCAAAAAUCAAAAGGAAUGAAACAGAACAUGGAGGAUCAUGGAGCGAACCAAGCAACAGAGUGUAGCAGCAAAAUGAAAGCAAAACACCACCACCUCCUCCUCCUCCAACAAAAACCACGGCUAGCACAAUCGAAAAUAGUAGGACAAGAUCAUGUUAGCAUCCUCACUGCACCUCAGCCUGACAACUCAAGCGAGCACCUAUUAAUUCAUCACCAGCAAGCAAACACAAAUCUGCCAUCGACCCUCACUCAGACAACCACAUAACAGGACUCCCAAAACACCACUCGAUGGAUAAUCUUCCGAGAAUGUUCUCCCUCAGCCAUCUCGCUCCAGCUACUCGUUGAACUUUACCAUGAACCAUGAUCUAGGACAUAGAGCUCUGCACAAGCUUUCUAGCGACAACAAAAAGCGUCCCCUUCUUCUCCUCGAAAACACAUUGAUUCCUUUCCAGCCAGACAAACCACCACAGAACAUGUAAAAUGACGAAAUUAAAUCAAUUCUCGAUG